Molecule: messenger RNA, 1013 nt
Organism: Camellia sinensis
Lineage: Eukaryota; Viridiplantae; Streptophyta; Magnoliopsida; Ericales; Theaceae
Product: oil body-associated protein 1A
Source: RefSeq, a predicted model, not a curated record
AGAGAGAGAGAGAGAGAGAGAGAGAAUGGAAGGUGUGAACAAACCUACCCACCCUGAGAUCCCAGGUGAACCUACUCAGACAGGGACGUCCCUCCUCGAGAAGGCCACGGCCGCCAUUCAAGGGUUCGGUCCCGUCAACAAAAUCCACCAACAUCUCUGCGCGUUUCAUUUUUACUCGCACGACAUGAGUCGACAAGUGGAGGCACACCACUACUGUGGGCACCAGAAUGAGGAAAUGAGGCAGUGUCUUAUAUAUGAUAGCCCCGAAGCCAAUGCUCGUCUCAUCGGGAUCGAAUACAUAAUAUCUGAGGAAUUGUUUUUGACGCUGCCAGACGAAGAGAAGCCACUGUGGCACACUCACGAGUACGAGGUGAAGAGCGGAGUGUUGUUCAUGCCGGGCCUACCAGGGCCGAUACAGAGGAAGGACCUCGAGAAGGUCUGCAAGACAUAUGGUAAAACAUUCCAUUUCUGGCAGAUCGACAAAGGCGAUAGCCUUCCCCUUGGGCUGCCUCAGGUGAUGAUGGCCCUCACUAGGGAUGGCCAGCUCUAUGACAACCUUGCUCAAGAUGUAGAGAAGCGUUUCGGAGUGUCCUUUGCAAAGGAGAGGGAGAACAGGGCUUACAUGAGCGGACUUGCUCAUGGCAUGCAUCCACUUGCUAAUGCUGCUGGGAAGGGUCUCAAGACUGUCCUCAGAGAGAUUGAUUGCAAGCCUGUUGACUCUCUUCCUAGGCUCUUUGUUUGAUUAUUGAUGCCCACAUCCUCUGCUCUGCUAUACUUAUCCUGGAUAGCAUACUAUAUACUCUAUUAUCAGCAGUAAAUAAUGUUUUUAUUUUCUUUCUUCUCAAGUUUAAAUGUGGUAUGUAUGAUGUUAUUAUGUACAUACUAGUGGUGGACAUAACUUGCUGUAGAUUUCCAGUGGUUGCAUGCAUGUAGUUUUCAUGUUACUAUCAGUGGUGUUUAUUUUGUUCAUGCAUGGUUAAUUCGGAGCCAACACUCUAAUUGAGAAUGUAUAU